This is a messenger RNA of Ustilaginoidea virens, 210 nucleotides long. RefSeq lists its product as uncharacterized. The transcript has a single exon. The record is from RefSeq and is a predicted model, not a curated record. Bases 1 to 210 code for a protein of 69 amino acids. NCBI's taxonomy places the organism in Eukaryota, Fungi, Ascomycota, Sordariomycetes, Hypocreales, Clavicipitaceae.
AUGCAUGAGUGGCGUUUGACGACACGACACACCGAGCACACACGGAGCACACACGGAGCACAGUGUCAGCAACGUGCCGGUGCGGCUCUUGACUGGUCUCUUGCCUGCCCGAAAGACGGCGUAUCGAUCGGCCCGCAUGCUUUGCUCUGCUCCGCCGACUUUGCUUGGCCCCGUCUCGCCGACGUCGACCGCAUUGCAGGCCUCCUGUGA